AUGGAACGCUUUCGAAGUAUGAUGAACGGUAUGGGCGGCCAGCUUGGCGCUGCUCAUGGAACGGAUAAUCUGCAGUUGAUUGAUAACGCCGAGACCGUCUACAUUUCCUCCCUCGCUCUCCUCAAGAUGCUGCGGCACGGCCGCGCCGGUGUGCCCAUGGAAGUAAUGGGACUUAUGCUGGGCGAGUUUGUUGAUGACUUCACAGUACGCGUCGUUGAUGUCUUCGCUAUGCCACAAAGUGGUACCGGAGUCAGUGUCGAGGCGGUCGACCCGGUGUUUCAGAUGAAAAUGAUGGAUAUGUUGCGGCAAACAGGAAGGCCCGAGUCCGUCGUGGGCUGGUAUCACUCACAUCCUGGUUUUGGUUGCUGGUUGUCGUCGGUGGAUAUCAACACUCAGCAGAGUUUCGAGCAGCUCACACCACGUGCCGUCGCUGUGGUCGUUGAUCCGAUUCAGUCCGUCAAAGGAAAGGUCGUCAUAGAUGCUUUCCGCCUCAUCAACCCUCAAUCUCUCAUGCUCGGACAAGAGCCCCGCCAAAGCACCUCCAACCUGGGUCACCUCAACAAACCGUCGAUCCAAGCAUUGAUCCACGGUCUGAACCGCCACUACUACUCGAUAAACAUCAACUACCGCAAGACUGCGCUCGAGGAGAACAUGUUGAUGAACCUUCACAAGCAAGUAUGGACAGAGUCCCUGCAGAUGGAUGAUUUCCGAACCCAAGGACAGAACAACAAGGAGCGCUUGGACCGACUGGUCAGCUUGUCGGAAGGCUACGAGAAGCGCGUGAAGGAGGAGACGGAGCUUACCAAGGACCAGCUCAAGACGCGCUACGUCGGAAAGCUAGACCCGAAGAAGCAUUUGGAGGAUGUUGGUCAGCAACUCAUUGAGGACAACAUUGUCGCCGUAUCAAGGCAGAUGAUUGACAAGGAGGCCGCGGUGCUGGAGAAGAAGGCGUCUGCUGUCGGUGCAACCGGUAAAGGACGUUCAGAUGACGACCAAAUGGAUGUUGAGGAGGACCUAUGA
Messenger RNA from Pyricularia pennisetigena, 1020 nucleotides. RefSeq lists its product as uncharacterized. The coding region runs from base 1 to 1020 and encodes 339 amino acids. The transcript has 3 exons. Gene Ontology annotation, molecular function: metallopeptidase activity; protein binding; proteasome binding. Gene Ontology annotation, cellular component: proteasome regulatory particle, lid subcomplex. The record is from RefSeq and is a predicted model, not a curated record. NCBI's taxonomy places the organism in Eukaryota, Fungi, Ascomycota, Sordariomycetes, Magnaporthales, Pyriculariaceae. Gene Ontology annotation, biological process: proteasome-mediated ubiquitin-dependent protein catabolic process; protein deubiquitination.